This is a messenger RNA of Drosophila innubila, 2230 nucleotides long. RefSeq names its product sorting nexin-27 (gene Snx27). The coding region runs from base 90 to 1595 and encodes 501 amino acids. Gene Ontology annotation, molecular function: protein binding; phosphatidylinositol-3-phosphate binding. The transcript has 5 exons. Gene Ontology annotation, biological process: signal transduction; intracellular protein transport. Gene Ontology annotation, cellular component: early endosome. Lineage: Eukaryota; Metazoa; Arthropoda; Insecta; Diptera; Drosophilidae. The record is from RefSeq and is a predicted model, not a curated record.
UGUGUGCCUGAGUGUGCACUCGUGUGUGUGUGUGUGUGUAAGUGUGCUCUUUGAGCGGACGCGACGCGACGCGAACCGGCGGCGCAGCAAUGAGCGAGAACAACGGCAGCAACACCAUCACUGCCGCGAAUGGACCGCGCGUCGUUACCAUCUAUAAGACGGAAACUGGCUUCGGCUUCAAUGUUCGCGGACAGGUGUCCGAGGGCGGUCAAUUGCGAUCCAUCAAUGGCGAACUAUACGCCCCCCUGCAGCAUGUCAGCGCUGUGCUGGAGAACGGCGCCGCCGAGAAGGCGGGCAUCAAAAAAGGCGAUCGCAUACUCGAGGUCAAUGGCGUUAGCGUGGAAGGUGCCACACACAAGCAGGUGGUGGAUCUGAUCAAAUCUGGUGGCGAUUGCUUAACCCUAACGGUUAUAUCCGUGACACAGCAGGAGGCCGAUAGACUGGAGCCGCAGGAGGAUCAAAGUGGCUACUCCUACAUUGAUUACUCCGACAAGCGUUCAUUACCCAUCAGCAUACCCGACUACAGCAUCGUGAAUCGGAAUGGUGAACGAUACAUUGUCUUCAAUAUUCACAUGGCCGGACGACAGUUGUGUUCGCGCAGAUAUCGCGAGUUUGCCAAUUUGCAUUCGAUGCUGCGCAAGGAAUUCAGUGGCUUCACCUUCCCCAAGCUGCCCGGCAAAUGGCCAUUUCAGUUGAGCGAACAACAGCUGGACACACGCCGCCGUGGCCUCGAGCAAUAUUUGGAGAAGGUGUGCGCGGUGCGAGUCAUUGCCGAAAGCGAUGCUGUGCAGGAUUUCUUAACGGAUACCGAAGAUGAUAUAUCCGCAUCGCCGGUGGAUAUUAAGGUCAUGCUGCCCGAUCACGAGGUGACAAGUGUCUCCGUGAAGAAGUCAUCAAAUGCUCAGGUCGUAUGGGAGAUUCUGGUGCAGCGCGCCAAUCUCACCGCCUAUACGCAACAAUAUUUCUAUCUCUUUGAGAUAGUUGAGUACAAUUUUGAGCGAAAAUUGCAGCCACAUGAGAUACCACAUCAGCUCUAUGUGCAGAAUUACAGUACCGCCUCAUCGACAUGUCUCUGUGUACGUCGCUGGCUCUUCUCCGUUGGCAAGGAGCUAACGCUGCCCGAAGGCGAGCAGGCGGCCCGCUUUAUAUUCUAUCAGGCAGUCGAUGAGGUCAAUCGUGGCAACAUUCGCGCCGAUGGCAGACUCUAUGAGCUGAAGGCACUGCAAGACGCUAAAAAGGCCAACGAUUAUUUAGCACUGGCCCGCACACUGCCCGGCUAUGGCGACGUCGUAUUUCCACACUGCUCCUGUGAUAGUCGCAAGGAGGGUCAUGUUGUACCCGCCGUGGGAAUGAAGAGCUUUCGGCUGCAUGCAUGUCGUGAGGAUGGCUCGCUGGAGGCUCAAAUGGUUGAGCUGACCUGGGACAGCAUAACACGAUCGGAGAGCGACGAGGAAUCUAUGUCAUUUUGCUUUCAGUACAAUCGUCCAGAUAAGCCAGCACGUUGGGUCAAAGUCUAUACGCCAUAUCACGCAUUCCUUGCGGACUGCUUUGAUCGCAUCAUGGAGGAGCGCAAGUGGGAGGACAGCGGCGAUUAAGCGGCGUCUUGCAACAGGCUCAUCCAGCGAUCUAUAAAGGAACCCAAUCAUCUCAAGAUCCACAUCAUCACAGCCGGCUACUCCAAGGCAGUCUUAGUCAUACACACACUUUCCCACACAUACUCACACACACACUCACUUGCAUACCCUUUACCAUAUUCUCAUUUGUUUUUAUUUAUAUAUUAUUUUUUUUUUUUUUUGGUACCCAAAAUUCUGUUGCUUGUGAAACUUUAUUGGAUUACAAUUGGUGUGUGGUGUGUAAAUUGUGGAGUAAGCAGGCAGCUGAAGGUUUUAUUUUCAGCUUUAAUUUAGGGAGACCUAUUGAGUAGGCCACUCCACUUAGCUUAAGGUCAUGCCCCUUGAAUGAUGAAAUCUAUGAUACCAAUUAAGUAUCUUAUGUAUAUUGUAAAAUAUAUUUACUUGUAAAUGAUGCAAAUUUCAAGCUAUUGAUUAUAUAUAGACGUGCUUGGGUUCAUUAGCAACAACAUCCACAAGAACAACAACAACAACAGCUUCAAGAGCCACAACACAAAAACUAAUGUUAACAGCGGCAACAAAAUGUUUCAAAUAUUUCAGCACUUUAGCACUAAGGCAUAAAAAUAGCGGUUAGUGUUAGAAAAUGAACGAAAUACCAC